CGAAAAAACGGAAAAAUCAUAGAUUUUUUGAAAAAAAAAUAGUUUAUAAGGCUCAGGAUAUAUAUAAAAAAUAAUACCAACAACAACAUCAACUACCUGAAGAUUUUUUUUGUAAAAAAAAAAAAGAACAGCUCAGUCAGUACUCUAAGUAACUGAGAAACAAAAAUCACAAGGAAAACAAUUGUUUUUAAAACUUAAAAAAAGUAAAAAAGGAAAGGAGUGGAGAAGUGUAGAGAAUAGCAGUGACCAUAACUCCCCAGAUACGGUUUGUAUACACGAACGUCUAAAAAAAGAAUUUCAGUGACCUUUUUUGUGAGUGACACUCCUUUAAAAAAGCCAGUCAACCAGCCAGCCACCCAUUCAACCAGCCAGUUUUGAAAGCCAUAAAGUUUAUUACUUUGCUUGCUGCAUCUAUUUUUGAAGGUCAAUUGCAACACACACACACACACACCCACACAAACGCCCUGGUUUUUACGGAGAGAAAUCUUUAAAAGUGUCUAAAGCAAAAUCAAGCAAAGAAAGAAUAAAACAUAGACCGGAGGUGAAAAUUCAUGUCAAAAGUUCAAUAGUUAAGAUACUCCUGCAACUGCGACCCCACACACACACCUACCGAGAAGUAAAGUAAUAACAAAAUAUUUACACGUUUGCCCGUACACCAGGGAGCUUGUCAUUGUAUACACAAAAUAUUACGGUAGCAAGUCAGACAGCCAUCCAGCCAGCCAAACAGCCAGCCAUCAUAAGAACUUGCAAUAAUAAUAUCAGCAUACAACAGCAAAUAAUAACAACAACAACAAUCGUGCUGGCAAUAUGACGGUUUUAGUUAUACACACAAAUGGUGUCAAUAAAACCAAAAAUGCCAGCAAUGGUGGCAGUAGCUCCAGCAGUCAUGCUAGUAAUGCAACGUCCUUUACUACAACAGCCACAACAGCUGCAGGAACAGCAGCAACAACAACAAAUGGCAAUGCAGCAGGAUUUCGUGAUAACAACAUGAGCACCUCUCCCACACCACACACAGCAGCAGCAGCAGCUACAGCCGCCAGAAAAACAAACGCCAUAACCACCCCUUUCACUUCAACAAAUCUCUUUCAAUUACUUUCCAUAGUCUGUCUGUGUCUGCUCGGCUAUUACAAUUCAACACAAUGUGGUCUGGUAUUCGAUGAUAUCAGUGCGAUACGAGAAAACAAGGAUUUACGACCGAGCACCCCAUUACGCCAGAUAUUUCUCAAUGAUUUCUGGGGUACACCAAUGCGCAAGGAGCAUUCUCAUAAAUCCUAUCGUCCACUGACGGUCUUAACAUUUCGUUUCAAUUACUGGCUGCACGAAUUGCAGCCGUAUGGUUAUCAUGCUGUUAAUGUUCUGCUGCACAUUGCAGUUUGUCUACUCUGGCGUCGUGUCAGUCGUCUCUUGGUUCUGCAAUGUACCCAAAGGCCAGCAUUUGCCCAGAAAUGUUCCUUCGUAAGUUCUCUGCUCUUUGCCGUGCAUCCCAUACACAGUGAGGCCGUGACUGGUGUGGUAGGUCGUGCUGAAUUGCUAUCAUCACUGUUCUUUCUGUUGGCCUUUCUCUGCUAUGCCAAGGCGGUGAAUCCCUCGCUCAAUUCAAGUGCAUUUUCGAAAUUUAAAUCUGCAAAAUGCGCCGGCUCUCGUACCACCCAAUGGCCAAUGUUAUUUUUCAAUUUCACUCUCUGUCUACUCGCCUCAAUGCUGUGCAAGGAACAAGGUAUUACCAUUGCAGGUAUCUGUCUAACAUAUGAACUAUUUGUGGUACAGCGCAUCCACCCGCUGCAAUUGUGGUCGACAUUGCUGAAUCUUUUCGAGGAACGAAGCUCAACAUCGAGAACAACAGCAUCGCCUACAAAUAAGGCUGGUAAAAAUGCAUCACCAGUCAGUCUUCAAACGAACGGCAACAUUGCAACAACCUCGUCCACGGGUGCAGCAAACAAUGCGGAUUUCAUUGCAUCGGCUGCUGCUGCUUCACAAAAUGCAGGAGCGCCAGGAAUAUUUAGCUCCACAGCAGCACCACCACUACCCCUAGCAUCUCUACCGCCCAUAACAUGGUCUGGCACUCUGGUGAAACGUUUAACAUUUCUGAUUGCCAUUACGAUUUGUCUGUUGGUCGGUCGCGUCUAUGUUAUGGGUUCUCAGCUACCUGUAUUCACACGUUUCGAUAAUCCAGCCUCCUCUGCAGAUGCUCCAAUACGUCAGCUCACCUAUAGCUAUUUGAUUUAUUUGAAUUCUUGGCUCCUGUUAUUUCCAUGUGAUUUAUGCUGUGAUUGGACAAUGGGCACGGUCCCCCUAAUCGAAGGCUUUGCCGAUGUACGCAAUGUGGUCACUCUGCUCACCUUUACCUCCUUGGCAGCGUUAAUUUACACAGCAUGCCGCAGUAAAAGUCUACAUCAUUCCCGUAUGCUAAUCAUGUGUUUGGCUUGGAUUAUUCUACCAUUCCUGCCGGCCUCGAAUCUCUUCUUCCCCGUGGGAUUUGUUGUGGCCGAACGUAUAUUGUAUAUGCCUUCAAUGGGUUUCUGUCUACUCAUAGCCUAUGGUUAUGAACGGAUUAAGGAGACGAUGGUCGAUGAAAAUAAAUCCCAUUUGCAAUUUGUAUGGAAAUUGGCAUUGUUCGGACUGCUGCUAACGCACACGGCAAAAACCUAUCAACGCAACAAAGAUUGGAUUAAUGAAUACACUCUGUUUAUGAGUGGAGUACAUGUUAAUGAUCGCAAUGCUAAGCUCUUUAAUAAUGUCGGUCAUGCUUUGGAGAAUGAGGGACGCUAUCAGGAGGCUUUGUUAUAUUUCCAGCAGGCGGUACACAUACAACCGGAUGACAUUGGGGCCCAUAUAAAUGUGGGACGUACCUAUAAUAAUUUGAAAAUGUACGAUGAGGCCGAGAGGGCAUAUCUAAAGGCCAAGUCGCUGUUUCCGCGCAUUAAGCCGGGAGAAAGUUAUCAGGCCCGUAUUGCUCCGAAUCAUUUGAAUGUUUUCAUUAAUUUGGCCAAUCUAAUUGCUCGGAAUCAAACCCGUCUGGAAGAGGCCGACUUUUUGUAUCGUCAAGCCAUCAGUAUGCGUUCGGAUUAUGUUCAGGCCUAUAUCAAUCGGGGUGACAUUCUCAUGAAACUAAAUCGCACCAUUCAGGCCCAGGAGGUGUAUGAGAAGGCCCUGCUGUAUGACAGUGAAAAUGCCGAUAUUUAUUACAAUUUGGGUGUGGUAUUCCUGGAGCAGGGGAAAAGUGCCCAGGCCAAUGUGUAUUUCAACAAGGCUCUUGAGCUAUAUCCCGAACACGAACAGGCCCUGCUCAACUCGGCAAUUUUACUACAAGAAAUGGGUGGCCCAGUGGCCCGGCAGCUGUCUCGCGAGAGAUUACACAAAAUUCUACAGAAAAAUGGCGACAAUGAAAAGGUCUACUUUAAUUUGGGCAUGCUGGCCAUGGAUGAAAUGGAUUUUGAGGCCGCCGAACAAUAUUUCAAACGAGCCAUCCACCUAAAAGCUGAUUUUCGUAGUGCUCUUUUCAAUUUGGCUCUACUGCUGGCCGAUGCCAAUCGUCCCCUGGAUGCUGUGCCCUUUCUCAAUCAACUAAUACGUCAUCAUCCCGAUCACAUUAAGGGUCUAAUACUUUUGGGUGACAUUUACAUAAAUCACAUGAAAGAUCUAGAUGCUGCCGAGAUAUGUUAUCGUUCCAUACUCAAAUUGGAUCCACACAACAUUCAGGGUCUACACAAUCUGUGUGUGGUCUUUGUGGAACGCAAACAUAUGCUCAAGGCCCAACAAUGUCUACGUUAUGCCCAUCAAUUGGCACCGGGCGAAGAAUACAUACUACGUCAUUUGCAAAUUGUCGAACAGCGUUUGCAGAAAAUCAACAAGUUACCUGAUCAAUCACCUGAGAAACAACUUGCCUUGGCUGAUUUCAAUCCAAAAGAAUUUCUUCCCUCAUCAUCGACGACGACGACAACACCAAAUACAUCGAGUCAAACUCCUCCAGUAACUAAUUUAGGCAAGAAUAACAAACAACAACAACCACAACGUAAAACAAACAGCAAAUCCUCAACAUCAUCAAAAACCUCAACACAAUCCACCACGGUACAUCAUACAUAGCAGCAUUCCCAUACCCAUUAGAUUCAAGGAUUGAAAUGCAACUGUUAUCUGGAUUCUCUGCACCAUUGGGGAAUAGGAUAAAAGGACAUUUCUCCACAAGAAUCACGUAAUAUUAUUGUAAUAUACAACAACAACAGAAAAUACCAUUUGUAAAAAGGCUGUGGGUAAGUGUUUUUUGGAUAUAGAAAAUAAUCUGAGUUGUUUAUGGUUAAGUUUUUCUUAUCACUCUCUUUUUUAAUGGACAUUAUUGUGCUGUAGGUUUUUUUUUUGUGGAAGGCAAGGCUUUUGGAAUGUUGAGUGAGAAAAGGACAAGAAAGAGAUGAACCUUAAUUGAAUUAUUGUGUUGUCGAUUUUUAUCAAAGGCAAGGCUUUUAGACCGGAGUGAAUUGAAAAGAAAUCCAAUUGCUUUACAACGGAAUAGCAGGAUUCGCUUUGAAGAUAGUCUGCAGUUCCUUAUUUUAAAGUCAUUGACGUUCGUGUGAAUUUAUAACCCUGGGCUCUGGAAGGAUUAGCUUUGGAGAUAGUCCUAAUCUCCGAGUCAUUGACGUUCGUGGAAGUCUAUUAUCCUGUAUUAUCUCUAUAAAUUUGGUUUAAAAGUACAUGGCUUUUGGACUAGAGAGACUUGAACAGAAAUACAAUCACUUUUGAAGGAAAGAAAAAGGAAUCACUUAUGAAAUAGUUUCCAGUUCCUAAACUUGUUGUCAUUCAGGUUCUUGAGGGCUUAAAACCGUCGAUUUUAGAAGACUAUUAGGCCUAUAAAUGUGGGUUUAAACUACAACUUCCCAGAGAAUUUGUGGAACUGUUUUGCAAAUAUUUCGAGACGCAUCUCAGGUCGAAAAUCGUGGAUUUUUAGUGGACAUAUUCAAAAUGACUAGCGACUACCUCUAAUAUCUUGGAAUUUUUUUAAUUUCCAGGGGAACAUUAGAACUACAAUCCUUGGCUAUUUAAAGGUGUUCUUUAUAAGACUAUAAGUUCUAAUACCGACGAUUUUUUCUCAAGAAUUUUAUGGCCUAAAAUCGUGAAUUUUCCACAUAACUUCUUGAGGAUUUU
Molecule: messenger RNA, 5133 nt
Organism: Musca domestica (house fly)
Lineage: Eukaryota; Metazoa; Arthropoda; Insecta; Diptera; Muscidae
Gene: Tmtc3
Product: protein O-mannosyl-transferase Tmtc3
Exons: 3
Coding region: 808-4083 (1091 amino acids)
Biological process (GO): protein O-linked glycosylation via mannose
Cellular component (GO): endoplasmic reticulum
Molecular function (GO): mannosyltransferase activity; protein binding
Source: RefSeq, a predicted model, not a curated record